AUGAAUGUUAUCACUCCCGAGGUUGCCUUUAGAGAAUAUCAAGCCAAAUGUCUUGCAUCAUACAUUUCUGCUGAUCCGAGUAUCACGCCUUCAAAUUUAAUUUUGCAAGGUUACAGCGGAACAGGAAAGACCUACACCCUAAAGGAGUAUUUCAAAGCUAAUCCGGACUUGCACGCGGUAUGGCUGGAACCUGUCGAAUUGGUUUCGUGGAAACCCUUAUUGCAAGCAAUAGCACGGACUGUACAGUAUAAAUUAAAAAAAUUGUUUCCGAACGUUUCCACCAUGGACUAUGAUCCUUUACAGGUUGAAGAACCAUUUCUUUUAGUCAAAACACUGCAUAACAUCUUCGCCCAAUAUGAUUCUCUGCAGGAAAAUGCUUGUUUAUUCUUAGUACUGGAUGGCUUCGAUAGUUUACAAGAUUUGGAUGCGGCGUUGUUUAAUAAGUAUAUCAAACUAAAUGAAUUACUUCCAACAGAUUCGAAAAUUAAUUUAAAGUUUAUCUACACGAUGUUAGAGACGUCUUUUUUGCAGAGGUAUUCCACACAUUGCAUUCCAACUGUGAUGUUCCCCAGGUAUAAUGUUGAUGAAGUUUCUAGUAUAUUAGUGACUAGAUGUGGUGAGUUAGUAGAGGAUUCUUGUCUACGUAAACGCAUCAUUGAAGAACGGAUAACGGAUUGCACAGAUGACCAAUUCCAAAGCGUAGCAGCGAACUUCAUUCAUUUGAUUGUACAGGCAUUUCAUUCGUAUACAGGCAACGAUAUGUUUGCAUUGAAUGAUCUGAUUGACUUUAAGUGGCCUGAAUAUGUCUCUCACAUUACUAAGGAGAAUAUAUUUGAACCGCUGACUCUUUAUAAAAGUGCAAUCAAACUAUUUAUAAGCACAGGGGAUGGUUUGGGUACAAACGAACAAGAUGGCAGUGCUGUAAAUAUGAUACAGGAUAAUCUUAAGAAUAACCAAACUUACGAUCUAUCAAUAAUCUCCAAGUAUCUGCUUAUAGCCUCGUAUAUUUGUUCGUAUUUGGAGCCUAGAUAUGAUGCAAGUAUUUUCUCUAGGAAAACGCGUAUCAUACAAGGGAGAGCAGCUUAUGGACGAAGAAAGAAAAAGGAAGUCAACCCAAGAUACUUACAGCCUUCUUUAUUUGCCAUUGAGAGAUUAUUGGCUAUUUUCCAAGCUAUAUUCCCUAUGGAGGGAAAGGCGAAGAGUGGCUCUCUAUCAGCUCUUCGUGAGGAACCAUUAAUGAGAGCAAAUAUCGAGGUCUUUCAAAAUUUAUCAGAAUUGCAUACACUGCAACUAAUAGCUACAACGAUGAACAAAAAUAUCGAUUAUUUGAGUCCUAAAGUUAGAUGGAAGGUAAAUGUUCCUUGGGAAAUUAUUAAGGAAAUAUCGGAGUCCGUUCAAUUUGACAUUAGCGAUUACUUCAGUGAUGUUCACGAAUGA
Molecule: messenger RNA, 1437 nt
Organism: Saccharomyces kudriavzevii IFO 1802
Lineage: Eukaryota; Fungi; Ascomycota; Saccharomycetes; Saccharomycetales; Saccharomycetaceae
Gene: ORC5
Product: origin recognition complex subunit 5
Exons: 1
Coding region: 1-1437 (478 amino acids)
Biological process (GO): DNA replication; DNA replication initiation
Cellular component (GO): nucleus; nuclear origin of replication recognition complex
Molecular function (GO): DNA replication origin binding
Source: RefSeq, a predicted model, not a curated record